Molecule: messenger RNA, 585 nt
Organism: Macaca mulatta (Rhesus monkey)
Lineage: Eukaryota; Metazoa; Chordata; Mammalia; Primates; Cercopithecidae
Source: RefSeq, a predicted model, not a curated record
AUGGCCAAUACUCAUCACCACCUCCCCAACCCUCCUUGGCACAGGGAGUGGUCCCCUUUCCUGGGGGAUUUUCUGACUGUGUUACAGAGGUUGGAUUCGGCCAUCCCGGACGAUCUGGAUGGCAACAUCAACAAGAAGAGGAAGGAGGUCCGAGUUCUGCAGGAAAUGCAGCUGCUCCACGUGGCUGCCAUGAAUUACAGGCUUCGGCCUCUUGAGAAAUUUGUCACCUAUUUCAAAAGAAUGGAGCAGCUCAGUGACAAGGAGAGCUACAAGCUUUCCUGCCAGCUGGAGCCCAAAUCCCAGUAGGCCAGCAACAUCCUGCAGUGGCUGGGACCCCACCGGGAUGUUGGCCAGAACACCGGCUCUGCCCCGUCCUUCCAGACCGGGGACACCAAGGAACCACAUCUAGGAGGCUGGCAGCUCAGCUGCAUCCGGCCCCUGCUCCUUAACACAAGCUGCUCCUGCUGGCCAGGAAAUGGCCAUGGGUCUUUUGCGAGUCAGGCGGGAGACCAUUUUAUGUUUACUUUCUUUACUGUAUAAGGUUUUUUUUCUAAGCUUUCAUUAAAAUAAAAUUUUAAAAUGCUA